CGCUUUUAAUACAUAACCGAUGCACUCCAAAAAAUUCAAACCCUAAAACCCAAUCACUUCACUGUUCUCUGCAGAUUCUGUACUCCUACGAUCAAGGAAAACUUCUCCUGUUUCAAAAUUUCCGCCAAGUUCCAAUCUUUUUCUCACUUUCGUCUGUCGGAAUCGGUUGCCGGGCUUUAGCCGGUGGAGAACGGGCCUGAGUCAACGAGAAGAGGGAGAUAGUAGAACCUAUAGACGGAGUUAAACCUGGAAAAAGGUUAUUGAGAAGGUUUGUUGAUUAUGUUUCUUUUGGGAUCCAGGUCCGGCAAUGGGUGGUAGAAAUCUGAGUCCAAUAUUAAAGAGAGAGUUAGCAAAUCUUGACAAAGAUGCUGAUAGUAGGAAAUCAGCAAUGAAGGCGUUGAAAUCCUACGUCAAAGAGAUGGAUUCAAGGGCAAUCCCGCUGUUUCUCGCCCAAGUUUCGGAGACCAAAGAAACUGGUUCCUUAUCUGGAGAAUACACCAUCUCCCUGUAUGAAGUCCUUGCCCGUGUCCAUGGACCCAAAAUUGUCCCUCUCAUAGACACAAUCAUGACCACAGUCAUCAACACACUUUCAGCAAGUGGAGUGUCUUUCCCUCUCCAACAAGCCUGCUCGAAAGUGGUCCCUGCAAUCGCUCGAUAUGGAAUUGAACCAGGAACCCCUGAGGACGAAAAGAGGCGCAUAAUCCAUUCACUCUGCAAGCCACUUGUUGAAGCUCUUUUGGCCACUCAGGAGUGUCUCAGUUCAGGGGCUGCACUUUGCUUGAAGACGCUUGUGGACUGCGACAACUGGAGAUUCGCCUCUGAUGAGAUGGUGAACAAAGUUUGCCAGAAUGUUGCUGUUGCUCUUGAGGAGAAGUCGAUUCAGUCGAAUUCUCAUAUGGCAUUGGUUAUGUCUUUGUCGAAGCGUAAUGCUUUGAUAGUCGAAGCUUAUGCUAGAUUGUUGAUUCAAUCAGGAUUAAGAAUCCUGAAUAUUGAUGGUUCUCAGGAUUGUGGUAGUAAUUCACAGAAGAGGCUCUCAGCAAUUCAGAUGGUGAAUUUCAUGAUGAAGUGUUUGGAUUCUAGAAGCAUAGUCUCGACCCUUGGAUUGAUCAUGGAGGAGAUGGAGAAGUGUCAAUUUGAUCAGAUGGCUUAUGUGAAAGGAGCUGCUUUUGAAGCUUUGCAGACUGCUAAGAAGAUUUCGGAUGAAGGGUUGAAGUUGGACAAGAGUUCUGGUUCUGGUUCUGUCACAGGGUCUGAUAGCUUUAGCAGGAGAGAUCAGAGAAGAAUGGGGAAUUUUUCUAGUACCCCGGAAUCUCAGACGCUUGCCUCGUUUAUGGAUUAUGAAUCAAUGAUUGAUUCGCCUCUAUCCAGAACUCCCAUUUCUCGUGCUGUGGAGAAUGACUGUGAUGGGAAUGAGUUUGACCAGAAGAGUGUGACUCGUAAAUUAUGGAGUCAUGAAAAUGGAGGAGUUGAUGUGUCUCUGAAAGAUGGUUUGUUUACAGAACUUGCUCAUGGAGGUAAUACCAUCAAGAAUUCCUCUUUUGGUCAUGCUAGACGACAUAGCUCGACUGAGAAUGGAGAUCAUCAUGAAGGGGAGUUUUCAGGCUUCAUGCCAAAGACUCCACAAAAUGCAGUUGCCAGGAGCUGCACUCCAAGCCCCCAGAUGUCACGUUCUCACCUGAAUGUUGACAACAUCAACAUGUUCACGAGCCCAAGGAAGCUCAUACGCUCCCUCCAAGAUGUUGAUUCAGAAUCCUACUCAAGACAAAGCAGGAGUUUCAAGAGUCACUGUUCAUGCCAAUAUGAAAACAGGCCAACUUCAAAGCUCAACCAAAAUGGUUUUCUCCGCCACAAUGGUUAUGCGUCUGCUGAGAAUGGAGAGUCGCACGCUGGUGGUGAGGGAAUGUAUCAGGAUGUCGUUGCAACUUCAAAGCUCAACCAAAAUGGGUUUCCUCGCCAUAACAAUGGUUAUGCAUCUGAUGAGAAUGGAGAGUCGUAUGCUGGUGGCGAGGAGAUGUAUCAGGAUGUCGAUGAAUCGGUGUCUUCAACAGAGGAUGUCCCUCCUGUAGAUGCAGAUCAAGUUGCAGACCUGGUGGUUACAGAGAAGAAAACUAACAUGGAAAGUGAUUACUUUGAGAACGGAUACCAGAACAAGAAGAACAGUUGUGGAUGGCUUGUUGCUUUUGGUUUUGCUGUGUUCUCAGGUUUGGCAUCGUUGGCGAUGUUGUUUGAUGGUUCUGAACAAGGCCAUUUUCUUCCUCCAACCUAGGUGUUAAUUUGUGUCAAUCCCUGUACUCAGUUUUUGCUUCUGGUUGUCGAUGUUGUUGUAGUCUCAGUUGUGUAACGAUAUGUCCUUCGGUUUAAACCAUUUUCCAGCCUUUUCUAGUUGGAUAUUGUUUAUUAUGCGUAAGAGCAUCCACAUUGGUAUUGCAUUCUCAAUUGCAAAAUGACAUGGUAUAGGCGUUUGCAAUUGCAAAACCAAUUGCAUUGAUGUGGCUACCAAUUGCAUAUUUGCAAGCUUGCAACAAAUACAAUUGCAUAU
Linum tenue is the source of this 2539-nucleotide messenger RNA. The record is from the annotation of a GenBank genome assembly. Lineage: Eukaryota; Viridiplantae; Streptophyta; Magnoliopsida; Malpighiales; Linaceae.